UGAAACAGUCACGAGUCUCAACAUGGCUUUCAGCAAUGUCCGGAUUGUUCUGGUGUAUUCUCUCGCGUUAACUACCCAGAUAACAUGUGCUUCACCUCACACAUUCAGCAUAGACUACCAGAACGACUGCUUCCUCAAAGAUGGAGAGCCAUUCCGCUACAUCUCCGGGAGCAUCCACUACAGCCGCAUUCCCCAGAUCUACUGGAAAGACAGGCUGCUCAAGAUGUACAUGGCAGGCCUGAAUACCAUCCAGACGUACAUUCCAUGGAACUUCCAUGAGCCUGCUCCUAACCAUUACAACUUCAGUGGAGACAGGGACCUGGAGCACUUCCUCCACCUGGCGCAGGAAGUGGGCCUCUUGGUCAUUCUUCGACCGGGACCAUACAUAUGCGCAGAAUGGGACAUGGGAGGCCUUCCAGCCUGGCUGCUCAACAAGAAAGAUAUAGUGCUUCGCUCCUCUGAUGCAGAUUACAUUGCCGCAGUGUAUAAAUGGAUGGGGAAACUACUCCCUAUGAUCAAACCUUUCCUCUAUCAGAAUGGAGGGCCCAUCAUUACAGUACAGGUGGGAAUGUGUCUGCAGCCUUUGCUGCUCAGAGAUAUGCUGAGCCUCAUGGGCCUCUGGUUAAUUCUGAGUUCUACACUGGCUGGCUUGACCACUGGGGGGGACACCAUUCUGUUGUGUCCUCUGCAAUUGUGGCAAAGUCUCUCAAUGAAAUCCUGGCAAUGGGAGCCAACGUUAAUAUGUAAGUAAGUGUACAUAUAGAUAUAAUUUA
This is a messenger RNA of Anguilla rostrata (American eel), 773 nucleotides long. Its product is annotated as beta-galactosidase-like. Gene Ontology annotation, biological process: carbohydrate metabolic process. The transcript is spliced from 7 exons. Gene Ontology annotation, molecular function: beta-galactosidase activity. Gene Ontology annotation, cellular component: vacuole. NCBI's taxonomy places the organism in Eukaryota, Metazoa, Chordata, Actinopteri, Anguilliformes, Anguillidae. The record is from RefSeq and is a predicted model, not a curated record. Bases 23 to 751 code for a protein of 242 amino acids.